AUGCCCGCUUCUUCGGAAGAAUUUGCGCGGGUUGCGCCGGAGGUGUGCGCGAUGAUCCAGGCAUGGAUCGCGCAUGGAGAGGACGCGACCACUCCGGCGAUACCAGAGAGCACGCCGCAAGCGCUGCGCAAGCGAAUCGAUGCGGCGUGGCCGAUGCAAGGCAUGGACGACGCUGCGCUGCUUGGCACGAUGCAGCUGCUGCUUGAAAACAGCAUAAACCCAUGGACCGAGCGGUUCAUGGCCAAGCUGUACAGUGCGCCAAGCAUUGCAAGUGUCUGUGGCGAGAUGCUGCUUGCGGCAAUGAAUGCAAGCGUGCAUGUCUACAGCGCAUCGCCCGCGCUGAGCACCGUCGAAGACGCCUGCGCUGCGCAGCUCGCUGCGCUGUUCGACUUUGCGGAGAAUGCUGAUGGGAUCACGAUGCCGGGCGGCGCCGCUUCCAAUACCCUCGCAGUACAGACCGCGCUGUGCGCUGCCUUCGACGGCACAUACAGGCGCGACGGCGUGUACGGCCUUGUGGAAUACCUGCACCGAAACGGACGGCAAGGACGCGGCGCGCGCCCUGCUCUUCUCACGAGCGCAGCGAGCCACUUCUCUCUGGACCGUGCCGCGCUUGCAGCGGGCCUCGGGAUGGACGCCGUGGUACAUGUGCCCGUCGACGCACACGACCGGAUGCGCGUGGAUGCGCUGGCCGCGAUUCUCGACGCAAUGACACGCGAUCCCUCGCACCCAAACGGCGCGCCGUUUUUUGUGAACGCGACGAGCGGUACGACGGUGCUUGGUGCGUUUGACGACAUUGAGGCCAUUGCACACGUCUGUGCCAAGUACCACUGCUGGCUGCACGUCGAUGCGUCGUGGGGCGGCGCUGCUGUGUUUUCGCCCGCGCAGCGCAGCGCGUUGCUGCGCGGAAGCGGCAUGGCAGACAGCAUCACAAUCAACCCACACAAGCUGCUGUGUGUGACGCACCAGUGCUCGUUCCUCUUGGUGCGCGAUGCCCGCGUUCUUCGCGAGCAUGCGAUCCACGCGGGCUAUUUAUUCCACGAGCGCGGCCCUGUCGUGGACCAUGCGAUGAAGACGCUGGGGUGUGGGCGGCGCGGCGAGGCGCUCAAGCUUUACCUGACGUGGUGCCGCCAUGGAACGGCGGGCCUCGCCGCCCACAUUGAUGCAGGCCUUGCCGUUGCGCGCCACGUUCUCGCGCAAAUCCAAGCGUGCCCACUGCUGGAGCUCGGGCCGCUCGCGGAGCCCCUUUUUUUGCAAAUCUGCUUCCGCCCGGUGCAGUACGGCUCUGCUACGGGCUCUGCAGCGACGCACAAACUCCACGCGGCGCUCCAAGCCGAGCGCCAGUUUGCCGUGGACUUUGCGCCGACCGCGCAGGGCGAUUUUAUGCGCCUCGUCGUCCAUCCGCGCACGCCGCAGCACAUUUUCAGCGCGCUUCUCGAGCGGAUUCUCGCGCUGCUUCGUAGUGAUAUGUAA
This is a messenger RNA of Malassezia vespertilionis, 1470 nucleotides long. RefSeq names its product glutamate decarboxylase (gene GAD2). The transcript has a single exon. Gene Ontology annotation, cellular component: cytoplasm. The coding region runs from base 1 to 1470 and encodes 489 amino acids. Lineage: Eukaryota; Fungi; Basidiomycota; Malasseziomycetes; Malasseziales; Malasseziaceae. Gene Ontology annotation, molecular function: pyridoxal phosphate binding; carboxy-lyase activity. Gene Ontology annotation, biological process: carboxylic acid metabolic process. The record is from RefSeq and is a predicted model, not a curated record.